Molecule: messenger RNA, 3562 nt
Organism: Lathyrus oleraceus (garden pea)
Lineage: Eukaryota; Viridiplantae; Streptophyta; Magnoliopsida; Fabales; Fabaceae
Product: pectinesterase 2.2
Exons: 9
Coding region: 1312-2073 (253 amino acids)
Biological process (GO): cell wall modification
Molecular function (GO): pectinesterase activity
Source: RefSeq, a predicted model, not a curated record
AGAAAAAUUUAAAAAAAAAGAAAAGAAAAUGGAAACACAGAGGUUCGUCUUCCUCCCUCUCUCUCGCAUCGCUCCUCUCACUGGAGACAUUCAUCUCCCUCCACACUCGAAACAGAGACAAACUCAAAGAGAAAACCAAUACCCCUAACCUAAACUAAAAUGACCAACAUUCGUCUCAUCCUAUCAUCUCCUUCACAACGAAACCGAAACGCAACGACAACAACGACUAAGAAAAACGCUGAACCUUUCCUAGAGCAAAAUCAAAAGAUGCAAACAAAAGGUCACAUGUUAUGAGGAUGUCGAGAGAAAUGUGAUGAUUACCUCCUCAAACGAAGCUCGGCGCGGUUAUGAUAGUGGUGCGAAGAACUGGUGCGCUCUCUUCAGGGUUACAAAUGGGGUCCUUGCUGUUCAAAAGGAGUGUUUCUGCAAAGCAAUUUGGAUGCUCAGACACAGAAUUACCCUAUCCAUGUUGGAUUUAAGAAAAGUAAAAGAAUGGUGAGCAUGGUUUGCUGCAACCUUGUUGAAUUGGCCUUGCAUUGCCCUGCUGGAUCCCUUCGUUCAGUUCAUCAGGUGGUAAGUGGCUAAGCAUGGUUUUUCUUAUGUGAGGCUCAUGUUGGUUUUGGCCACUGCAGGAUACAGGACCAAUGCAUUUGCUUCCAAAUUCAUGCCUCAAGGAUAGCCAUUACAACGGGAUAGCAAGUCCUGUAAAUCCAAUAUGUUCAAUGACUUUGGAGGUGCAAGCUGGCGAGGUGAACUGAUAUUGUAAGUGCAUGGCAUGUCAGUUGCAGUAGGUUGGUUGUCGUUGGCGGCUAGCGUGGGUGGUUGAGUGGAAUCCGGUUCUACCGAGUUUGCUGCAUAAUGCUUCGGGUGCAGAGUUCUUGUGAUAUGCUCCCAUUUCACCCAUGUUCGGUGCUGGAUUUGCUUUUGCAGGAUUAUGGUAUACAUUUGGUUCAAUUUUGGCCUGUGCAUGAUGGCAUGGUAGGGAGAAUGUUGAUGUUACUAACUUGUGAACAUGUUCAAUUAAGUCUCAAUGUUGCUGAAUUUCCAGGAUUUAUAGCAGUGUUUGGAGUAUGGACCUGUGGCAUCUACCGAAUUUCGGUCUGAGUAACAUGUGCGGUUUUUCUAUUGACUAACGGAGGCUUGACUUCGUUUUCAGGCAUCACGAGACGAUCCUUCAGCGGUGUUAGUCCUCUGUUCACGCUGUUAGAUUUGAAAUGCGAGGGUAUGAAUCGAGUGAAUGCGCUAGCCAAUCCUGUAGGCUAGUAUGUGCAUAGCUUGACAAUUCAAUGAGUAGAGCUUGUUGAUGAUGGUAUGGAUGCAACAAUAAUCACAGGCAGCUUGAAUUUUAUCGAUGGAACAACCACUUUCAAUAGUGCAACUGUUGCUGCUGUUGGAGAUGAGUUUAUAGCUCAGGACAUAGGGUUCCAAAACACGGCAGGCCCAGAAAAGCACCAGGCGGUUGCUCUCCGCGUAGGUGCUGAUCAAUCUGUCAUCAACCGUUGUAAAAUUGACGCAUUUCAAGACACCCUCUACGCACACUCCAACCGACAAUUUUACCGUGACUCCUUCAUUACCGGUACUGUUGACUUUAUCUUUGGAAACGCAGGUGUUGUGUUCCAGAAGAGCAAACUUGUGGCCCGAAAGCCCAUGAGCAAACAAAAGAACAAGGUCACAGUCCAAGGUCGAGAAGACCCAAACCAGAACACUGCAACUUCAAUUCAGCAAUGUAAUGUCAUACCAAGCUCGGACCUCAAGCCUGUGCAAGGCUCCAUCAAAACAUACCUAGGCCGUCCAUGGAAGAAAUACUCCAGGACUGUUGUGUUGCAGUCCGUCGUGGACAGCCAUAUUGACCCAGCAGGAUGGGCUGAAUGGGAUGCCGCGAGUAAGGAUUUUCUGCAAACAUUGUAUUACGGAGAGUACUUGGACAGUGGAGCAGGUGCUGGUACCAGCAAGAGAGUGACUUGGCCUGGUUAUCAUAUCAUCAAAACUGCUGCAGAGGCUAGCAAGUUUACAGUAACACAGCUCAUCCAGGGCAAUGUUUGGUUGAAGAAACACAGGGGUAGCCUUCAUUGAAGGCCUGUAGAAAUCGGCUUCAGCAGGCGUGUACUAUUAUGUUUCUGUAAAAAAAAGGAAUAGUAGUAGCAGCCACACCAUUCUUAUUAGAACUCAUUCCUAUUCUACUUGGAACAGGAUGCCUUCUUGUACCAGAAGCUGGGAAAGAAAGCUGCUUCUUAGCAGGAGUACUUGGCACUUUGCUUUUAGUCUUUGCAACCUUUGCAGGUGCCGGAAGUACGCUCCUUGAAGCUAGAGUUUGAUGACUUGGUUUUUGGCCUGUAGGAGAGUUUUUACUAUCUUGAUUUUGAUCUCUUAGAGCAUACAAUUUGGAGAUUUCUCCAACUGACAUAGUGUGAUUUGCAGCACCUUUUGCUGAUCAGAGAGCCUACAAUCAGGGUACCUUAGACCCUCCAAUGAACUUGCUGGUCGUAGUGGUGAAUAUAAGGACUUCAGAACAUCAGGAUGGGAGUUCAAUGAAUUGUACUGGUGUAUGUAACCAAUAAAAAGGCUCAUAAAACCUCCAGCACAUAAUGCUUCAACUACCAUAAUAAUCCCCAACAUUGCAGAGAUUGACAGAAAACCAGUGUAAGGUUUCCAAACAAAUAACAAGUAGCAAUGCAGCAGUACCAUAAGCUGUCAUGGCAAAGGGUAUCAGUGUUUGGAGACAGAGCAGCAACAAGUUCCCAAGGGUACCAAUCACCAGUUUUGGGAUGUCUACUCACAGAAGGAACCUCAAAAAUUGGAGCCAAAUGCAUUCCUUUAUAAUUCUUCUUCUUUUCAUCGGUACAACUAAGAAGACGAGUAACAGGUCCAGGUUGUUUAACCUUCAUAUCAAAGUAAUUCUGACUUUCAACAGAAAACAGUGUGUGCAAUCUCCAAGAUACCUUCUUUACCCCUUCUGUAAAAUCAAUACCCAUCAUCAUCAAAAAAAAAACAUAAUUCAAAAGAGAUUCCAUCAACUCUGCGUACUUGUUUUUCUCACUGUUCUUUUUCUUAGCAACUGAAGCUGUGUAAUUGUUCAAAUCAAACCUUUCAACGAAGAAUUAGAACUCAAAUUCUGGUGGGGGGUAACUGGAGCAACUCCUUGAACAGUAGCAUUUGUGGUUUGAUUUGUGACCCUAGAUGGUUCUAUUUUUACAAUUUGAGUGUUGUUUGUGGCUGGAAUAGUAACUGCAUCUUGUGAUGAAUUUUUGUGCGCACUUGUGUUGUUGGGAAAUGAAGAUUGAGAUUGAGAUUGAGAAGUUGCAUUGGUAGAUCUAGUUGUGGAAGUGUUGUUUUACCACAUGUAACAGUACCUUUGGUGUAAUUUGGAUAUGGACAUGGGUUUAUUUUAGGGUUUUCGGAAUUGGGUUGAUUUUGGUCAAAGUUGACCAAAAAGUCAACUGUUGACCAAAGUCAACAGUUGGUCCAAAAGUGUCAAUUUUUUUUUGUAUUUUCUUGUGGAAUCAAAUGUAAUGGUUUAGAAUGGUGUGAAAUGAAUUGAAAUGGUUUGAAAAUUGAUUUGAAA